This is a messenger RNA of Camelina sativa (false flax), 475 nucleotides long. The record is from RefSeq and is a predicted model, not a curated record. Lineage: Eukaryota; Viridiplantae; Streptophyta; Magnoliopsida; Brassicales; Brassicaceae.
UAUUUAACUCAUCCAUCAGCUUCCCCACCAUCAAAAACUCUAGUACGAAUAUGGAGACAAGGUUUCCAAAUGUUGCAAAAACCACCCUACCUUUUUAUCUCCGAGGACAAUGAUCACAACAAUCUCCAGUACACGAGCUUGAAAGACAUGAUCUCGAGUUCCGAUGGAUUCGGUUCGUUCUUUUCUCCCAGCCAACACUGUCUUCCUUCAUCUCAAGACGGGUUUCUCUUGUCCGAGAUGGAUUCUUCUAACAUAGCCAUUAGAAACGAGCUCGUGAAAAGAGCGGCUUCUAUGUAUCUUCAGUCUUCUAUGGUUGUCAUUGCUCCCGACACGAACUGGUUCCGGAGAUUUUGUUUGAAGGCUAAGCAUCAGGCGGUUGCUGCGAUUGAUUGUCUUAGACCGGUUUGCCGGAUUUUCGCUCGGUAUAGUUAAAGAGAUGUUCUUAGAAAGGGUGAUUCUAAUUCUGCUUAGUAAA